Messenger RNA from Vollenhovia emeryi, 4695 nucleotides. RefSeq names its product staphylococcal nuclease domain-containing protein 1 (gene Tudor-SN). Gene Ontology annotation, molecular function: nuclease activity; RNA binding. The transcript has 9 exons. The record is from RefSeq and is a predicted model, not a curated record. NCBI's taxonomy places the organism in Eukaryota, Metazoa, Arthropoda, Insecta, Hymenoptera, Formicidae. Gene Ontology annotation, biological process: regulatory ncRNA-mediated gene silencing; mRNA catabolic process. Gene Ontology annotation, cellular component: nucleus; RISC complex; cytosol. The coding region runs from base 426 to 3113 and encodes 895 amino acids.
CGCGGUGCGUAGAUCGCGCUGGAUCGCGCUCGUGCUCGCGCCGAUCGCACGCAGGCAGGCCACCUCGCAGCUACUCCGCGCGACAACGCACAUACGUGGACAGGAAAGCGUGGAAAGGGCCGUGUGGGCCGCCGCUUGUGUCUCUCCGCUCGCCGCGCUCGCCAGCCAAUAUGACGACUCGUCGGUCCUGAGCCCGCAGCUCGCAGGACAGAGAGAGAUAGUGUGAGAGAGAGACUCUCCUUUUUUUUCGCCCCGUUGGCGACGCGCCACGAGGAGAGUGACGGACAGCCGCGGAUAAGUUACUUGCGGCAGCUGCUACCCGAGUCUCGAGAGCGCACGUGCGGAUCGCUGGAACGAGCGCGCUCCGUCGUCGUCGUCGUCGAUCGCACCGACCUUCCCCCGUCCGAGGACCGUCGCGCGGUACCAUGAGCGCGCCCCAGGCACCGGUGAAGCUGCGCAACGGGGUGGUGAAGCAGGUGACGUCGGGGGACACCGUUGUCAUCCGCGGGCAGCCUAUGGGCGGCCCUCCACCUGAAAUAACCAUCACUCUGUGCAACAUUACCGCGCCAAAACUGGAGCGUUGGAAAGGAAACGACAGCACGGAUGAGACCAAAGACGAGCCGUACGCUUGGGAGGCGAGGGAGUUCCUACGCCGAAAGCUGAUCGGCCAAGACGUCACCUUCGCCACUGAAAAGUCGGUCAACACAGCCAGAACGUAUGGGACCGUCUGGUUGGGAAAAGACAGGAAUGGCGAGAACGUGAUCGAGACCCUGGUGUCCGAGGGGCUGGUCACUGUCAAGAAGGACAACCGCAAUCCCACGGUCGAGCAACAGCGAUUGGUCGAACUGGAGAACGUCGCGAAAGUCGCGAAGAAGGGAAAGUGGUCGGACACGCCGACCUCCGAGCACAUACGGGACAUCAAGUGGACCGUCGACGAUCCGCGAAAAUUGGUCGAGAAGUUCGGUAAGAAGCCGAUCAAGGCGGUGAUCGAGUUCGUCUUCGACGGCUCCACCGUCAAGGCUUUCCUCCUGCCGGAUUUCUACAACAUAACGUUGAUGAUCUCGGGCGUUCGCUGUCCCGGCUGGCCCAAUGGACGUCGCGAGAACUCCGUCGGCGAUCCUUACGCGGACGAGGCUAGAUACUUCGUCGAAUCGCGGCUCUUGCAUAGGGAUGUCGAAAUCGUGCUGGAGUCGGUCAACAAUAAUAACUUCAUUGGCAGCAUCAUUCAUCCUAAGGGGAACAUCGCCGAAAUUCUGCUGAGCGAGGGUUUCGCGAAAUGCCAGGAUUGGUCGAUCAGCAACAGCAGAUCCGGCGCGGAGAAGCUGUACCUCGCCGAGAAAGCGGCGAAGGAGGCGCGUCUACGCUUGUGGAAGGACUACAAGCCGUCCGGGCCGCAGAUCGAGUUUACCGGCACGGUGGUGGAAAUCGUCAACGCGGACGCGCUCAUUAUCCGAACGCAGAACGGGGAGAACAAGAAAGUAUUUCUGAGCAGUAUUCGGCCGCCCACCCGUGAGAAGAAGAACACCGAGGACGGCAACAAUACUGCUCGGCCGAAGGACUUCAGACCUCUCUACGAUAUACCGUGGAUGCUGGAGGCGCGAGAAUUUUUGCGCGAGAAAUUCAUCAGGAAAAACGUAAAAGUGGUGGUCGAUUACACGCAGCCGGCCAGGGACAAUUUCCCGGAGAAGCUGUGCUGCACCGUAACCUGCGGCAAAACAAACAUCGCGGAGGCACUGGUCGCCCGAGGUCUCGCGCGAGUCAUCAAGUACAGGCAGAACGACGAUCAGCGUUCCUCUCAUUACAAUCUCUUGCAAGUGGCCGAGAGCAAGGCGGAGAAAUCACAGCACGGGCUGCACGCGAAGAAAGACAUUCCAGUUCACAGAAUAGUGGAUCUCUCGAACGAUCCCUCGAAGGCGAAGGCGUUCUUGACGUCGCUCAAACGAGCGCAGGGGAUCAGAGCGGUCGUCGAGUUCGUGACGAGCGGCUCGCGGCUGAAGCUCUACCUUCCCAAGGAGGAUUACGUUAUCACGUUCGUGCUGGCUGGAAUAAGAACUCCGCGCUGUCAAAGAACGUUGCCCGGCGGUGGCGUGGUGAAAGCCGACGAGCACGGCGAGAAGGCUCUCGCCUUCACCAAGGAGCACUGUUUCCAGCGGGACGUGGAGAUCAAGAUCGAGAACACGGAAACGAAACUGAGCGGUUUCAUAGGCUGGUUGACGGUCAACGACAUCAACAUGUCGGUCGCUCUAGUCGAGGAAGGUCUGGCUGAGGUUGUGAAUUUCCCGGACUCCGGAGAACUCACGAGAACUCUCAAGGCCGCGGAGGAAGGUGCGAAAACAAAGAAGCUCAAUAUCUGGAAGAAUCGCGUGGAAGUGCCGGUGGAGACCGACAAGAUCGUGGACGAAAAGGAGGGGCAGGAGCGGAAGAUCGACUACCAAAAGGUUGUCAUCACCGAGGUCACCGACGAACUCCACUUCUAUGCCCAGUUCGUCGAUCAGGGCACCCAGUUGGAGAGUAUGCUUCUGCAAUUGCGCCAGGAGUUGGCGGCUAAUCCGCCGCUUCCUGGCGCCUACAAGCCGACCCGGGGAGAUCUGGCGGUCGCGAAAUUCAGCGGCGACGAUCAGUGGUACCGCGUGAAAACGGAGAAGGUCUCCGGCAGCAAUGUCAGUGUGUUCUACAUCGAUUACGGCAACAGGGAGACCCUCAACGUCACGCGAGUCGCCGAUCUGCCUGCGCGUUUCGCGACCGACAAGCCGUACGCCCACGAAUACGCACUCGCGUGCGUGACCCUUCCGAGCGACACGGACGACAAGAGAGCGGCGAUAGACGCAUUUAAGGAAGACGUAUUGGAUAAAAUUCUGCUCUUGAAUGUCGAAUACAAAUUAGGCAACAACGUAACUGCCGUGACACUGAUGCAUCUCAACACAAACGAAGAUAUCGGAAGGGGUCUCAUUUCCGACGGAUUCUUGCACGUUCAAAAGCAUCGAGACAGGAGACUCACCAAAUUGAUCGAGGAAUACAAGAAAGCCGAGGAAGACGCGAAGCACAACCAUCGCAAUAUCUGGAUGUACGGGGAUGUAAGGCCAGAAGACGACGACAAGGAAUUCGGGUUGUAAUUCAUAUGCUCAAUAAUGGGGGAUAAGCACUAUCAAUAUGGGGGAAGAGAAAUGACAGAUCGUGUUUAAAAAAGAAAUCACGUAACAAGCAACAGAAUAUACGAUUCUAUGUAUGCUACAUAGAUACAAAAAUAACAAUGUCGAUAUGAGAGUCACAUGUCGCGUUAGUCUCAAUGCAACUAUAUAUCUCAGUAUAUAUAAAAAGAAUUGUACAUAACGAUUUUAAUAAUUUCUGUAAUGAACAAUGAACAAAGCGUGUGCGCAUGCAGGUAGUCCUUGAACGAGACUGCGCAGCGAUUGGCAUUGCAUGUGAUCUCAUCGACAUGAGCAUUCGUUAAUUCGGUGCCACAAAUACAAAUUGUUUGAGGACCUGAUGUUUUCAAUCCGGUACGAAAUCCUUCAAUGUGCAAUUCAACACGUUAGAUAUAUUCAUGUUAAAUGCAUCAAUUGCUUUUCCUGGAUGGAUAAACGAUAAUCAUGUUUAACUCAUGUACGCGCUACUCUUUUCAAGUUUUUAUAUGCAAGGAUUGAUCAUGUAGCUGUAGAAUUUGUAAUCGCAGAUUUCAUCGGGCACUGAUAAAACCAAGAUACGCACGAUUCAUAUCAGUAAAACGUCAGAGUAUUUUCAAUUGAAGCGACAUCAAGCGACAAGCGAGAAACACAUUUUUCAACUUUUCAACGAGGCACGUGCGUGCGCGUGUGCACGCAAAUUCAGCAUAAUAUAAACGGGGGAAUAUAUAGUAAUAAUAAUGUGAAGGAAGAUACUGUAAAAUUAUACUGUCUUUCUUGCCAUCUCUUUCCGGAACGAAUCUUUCACGUUAUCUAUGUACGUUGUAUGCAUAAACGAGUUUGAUAUUAAUGUACUUACAACAAAUUAUUUAUGCACAGUUGUCCUACAAAUCAGUCCUACAAAUUGCAGUACAACAAGAUAUAAAUUUUUAAUGUUCAAAAUAUAUUUACGAUAAACAGAUGUUAUCUACUGUGUGUUCGGGUGAAGUAACUCGCAAUUUUCUGCGGUACAAAGAAUAUGUGUUAGAUUCUAUGCACCACAGAACAAACUCGCAUGUUUAUUUUUUAUCAGAAUUGCUAUACAUAUAUAUUACAUUUUAGCGCAUCUUCAAUUUAUAUCACCUUUAACCACGCUGGGAAUUUCUAUCUUUUUUUUUUUAGACACUUUGUGAUGAUAAACUAUCGUUUGUGAUAUUUUGUUCAUGUUAUCACGUUAUCAUUGACUCUAUACUUUGUAAAUAAAAUCCUAUUGGAUGUUUGAUAUGCCGUACACACUGUAGGAUCAGAAGAGUUUUCUUCUCCAAAAAGAAAGACUUGUUUAAAUUAUGUUAAGAGUAUUACGAUUCUUUUAAACAUCCACAAGAUAUACCGGAAUUUCUGUUGUAUUGAUAUAUAUAUAUACUUGACUCCUUUACAUUACUGUUAUACGUAGCGAUAAUACUUUAUAUUUCGAAUAUUUUUCUCUUUCUGCAAUAAAAUAGAAUAUAUUGAUAAACACAGAGUAUCGUAACUAUGUUGUAGAAAUGUCUGAAGCAAUGAUCAAGAAUAAAUGCAAGAGGAAUGUUUUCCAAUA